AUGGCAUCUAAAACUGAAAAGACCAUCCUCGAAGCCUCCAUGGGCAGAUACAUGAGAGUGAUAAGAAACCAUAAUACUCUUGAAGAGCUCAUUGCAGCCUAUCCAUCAUUGAAGGAAAAGUGCCUUUCUUGUCCCUCCGCUCUGACUGAUGAAGAACGGCGUGUAUUUCUCGAUCUUCCUGAUUUGGAUAUGGAGACAGCGAAUAUCAGAGCGGCGACAGCUCUUUCGCGUGCGGAGUUCUGGACGCCUAAGACAGGUGCGGAGCGCAAGGUGACCUGGGAACUCCUUUGUGAAACGGAAGAAAUAAUCAUGGGAGAAGAAGGAGCAGCAUUUUACGCAUCUAGAAACCCCGCCUUUCUUCCCAACGAGCUGGAAGCAUUUCAGGCCGGAUCCAGAGAGUGGCAUGGCCGGCCCACCCGUGCAAGAAAAAUGCAAGCUAGCGCCAUGGCCGAGGCCGCCCUGUCCGAUGCUCCAGAAUGGAUUCGACGUCUCUAUAGAGAGGGGAAGGACUUGUGGGGAAGAUUUUCUGUGUCAUUGGGAGGGUUCGUCAAAUUUGCGUUGAAGCACAAUGGCUCGAGGGACAUAAUCGAUACAAAAUGGUACAUGAUUCCGUUUAAUGCGCUGGGCUCUGCGGUUGUAGCACAUGCGUCUGUCGCAGGGACUGCUUUAGAUGCAAGUAACAAAAGCAGUCAACAGAAUGAUGUGAUACUCAGACGCGCCUUUCGCGAGAUCCUCCAGGAUCCCCUGCAGUAUGAGCAGAGAGCGGAUGUCGCACCCAGAACCUUAUUCGGUGGGCAAUGUCGGGCUGAUCUCUACAAGGACGGCAUACAAUAG
Molecule: messenger RNA, 834 nt
Organism: Botrytis byssoidea
Lineage: Eukaryota; Fungi; Ascomycota; Leotiomycetes; Helotiales; Sclerotiniaceae
Exons: 3
Coding region: 1-834 (277 amino acids)
Source: RefSeq, a predicted model, not a curated record